Messenger RNA from Perca fluviatilis (European perch), 901 nucleotides. It is a transcript of the gene gcgb, whose product is annotated as glucagon b. The coding region runs from base 248 to 619 and encodes 123 amino acids. Gene Ontology annotation, cellular component: extracellular region. Lineage: Eukaryota; Metazoa; Chordata; Actinopteri; Perciformes; Percidae. Gene Ontology annotation, molecular function: hormone activity; glucagon receptor binding. The record is from RefSeq and is a predicted model, not a curated record. Gene Ontology annotation, biological process: response to starvation. The transcript is spliced from 4 exons.
CAACAAAGUCAAACAUUCAGUGGACUGAGACGGAAGCUGACUAAUGGGUUGAGAGUAACAGAGGAUAUGCUGAGGUUUCAGUGACGGGGGAGUCACCUGGGAGAAUGCUCCUGAGCUCCACUAUAUAAGACUGAGCAGAUCAAGAGGGGACCAUGAAACGGCUUCAGAGAGAAGAAGGGCACCAAUCAGCGCACUUUACAAUCCUUCUCUUGGACACUCGACAGAAAGGAGCACAGAAGCUCAAACUAUGAAAAGCGCUCACUCUUUGGCUGGAGUCCUGCUCCUCAUCAUGAUCCAAAGCAGCUGGCAAAUGCCUGACCAGGACACAGACCAAAACCCCAUUUUAUUGGCGGAAAACUCCAUGAUGGCCGAACCCAUUGAGCUCCCAAACAUGAAGAGACAUUCAGAGGGAACAUUUUCCAAUGACUACAGCAAAUAUCUGGAGACGAGAAGAGCACAAGACUUUGUUCAGUGGCUAAAGAACUCAAAAAGGAAUGGGAGCCUAUUUAGACGCCAUGCAGACGGCACCUACACCAGUGACGUGAGCUCCUACCUGCAGGACCUGGCAGCCAAGGAGUUUGUGUCCUGGCUGAAGACUGGCCGAGGCAGAAGAGAGUAAAUUCAACCUACAUCUCCCUAAAUAAUGCAACUAUUCACACUGACCCUGUGCUAUUAUAUGUUUCACAAUCUGUACUUGUCUUUUUCUUGGUCAUGCUAUUAAAUUCCCCUCAUAAGAAGCCCUGUCAGCCUUCAGUGGUUGAAGGAAAUGUUUUCAAAAUGGGAAAAAAAAAAGUUACAGUAUGUUUGAAGUGUGUCUCAAUCAUAAAUGCUAUGUGACUUUUUUUUAUCAAGCAUUCACAUCAUGAUUCAUUUUUCACAUUUUUCAUUUUUCUUCUCACAU